This is a messenger RNA of Culex pipiens pallens (northern house mosquito), 1206 nucleotides long. RefSeq names its product protein max (gene Max). The coding region runs from base 261 to 836 and encodes 191 amino acids. Gene Ontology annotation, molecular function: DNA-binding transcription factor activity; protein dimerization activity. The transcript is spliced from 5 exons. Gene Ontology annotation, cellular component: RNA polymerase II transcription regulator complex. Gene Ontology annotation, biological process: positive regulation of transcription by RNA polymerase II. The record is from RefSeq and is a predicted model, not a curated record. NCBI's taxonomy places the organism in Eukaryota, Metazoa, Arthropoda, Insecta, Diptera, Culicidae.
UGUCAAAUUUCAUCGUGUGGUCGUGCGUGUGUCGCGUUUUUGCUCUUUGUUGAACUGCGACUUAAAAAAAGGUCCGAGAAAAUCGUAAAUUUCGUCCAUUUUAAGCAAUUUUGUGGUUCUCAACUGUGCAAGUCGUGCAGUGCAUCCGGCGCAGAAGCUAUUCCGAUAGCGAUUCCGUACAAGUGUGGGAGGCAACCUGAAGUUUGCAGCCUUUUUUUCUUCUUGUGACCCAGCAAAAGGCGACCAGGAACAGCCUGUGAAUGCGCCUUUACGAGGACCAGGCCGGAAACUCGUACGACAACAUGAGUGACGACGACCGGGACAUAGAUAUAGAUAGCGAUGAUGGCGAGGACUCGGACAACACCAAGAGUCAGCCGCGGAAUUCCAGUGGGGGCCAGUUUUACUCACAGGCGGAAAAACGCGCCCACCACAACGCCCUGGAGCGCAAGCGGCGUGACCACAUCAAGGACAGCUUUACUUCUCUCCGCGACUCUGUGCCGUCGCUGCAGGGCGAGAAAGUAAGUAAACGCUCGGAAAAGGCAAGCCGGGCGCAAAUCCUCAAGAAAGCCGCCGAGUACAUUCAGUUUAUGCGCCGCAAGAACAACUCCCACCAGCAGGACAUUGACGAUCUUAAGCGGCAGAACAGCCUGCUGGAGACGCAAAUUCGAUCUUUGGAACAGGCUCGGGCUACCGGAAAUUUCGGCGAGGGAAGUGACCUGGGGCUGGGCAUGAACGACAGUUCCCGGGAAUCGGACAGCUCCGACAUUGACGAUGGUGGCAGCAACAACGGCAGUAUUCAUCGAAGCAAAAAGAUGAAAACCAACUCAAACUACUGAGUUGGGUGAAGAUGUUGAUCCAUAUUGCAUUGCAUUAGUUGGAAGGCGUAGAAUUGUAUAGCCUUUCAAAUAUUAUCUAUUCAACGUAAAUUUUACACACUAUUGAAGCGCGAUACAUCCUUCCGUUUCCCCCCAAUACAACAAUCAUACAAAUCAGAAUUUAGUAUUGAUAUGAAAUUAACACGACCGUUUUUUGUACAAAAAAAAUCGUCUUUCUCCAGUUUAGUUCGAAAAUUACUGAUUUUUUAUGAUCACUUAUUUUUCAUAUAUCAUCAAACAAAUUCAGGAGAGGAUGUUUGGGCAGAGUAAUGAAAGGAAGAGGAAUAUAGCUUUACGAGUUUUUUUUUAUAAAUCUGAUGUAACUUAAAAA